UUGUUUCUGAAAAGUCCAUUAUAGAUUUACGUAUCCCUUCACAUGACAUUGCAAAUCAACCCCGCUGAGAGAGGAGGAGAGAUAGAGAGAUGUUCCGACUUCAACUUAAGGAUAACGUACGCCUAGAAGACUUCAAGGGAUACACUGUAAUUAUCCCCAGUAUUUGUAUAGGAAAUGCUGCCCAACUAGCAUGUGAUUUGCUAAUAUCAUCAAAGAAUUUAAAGCGAGUAGCUUCCAUUAGUCAUCCCGCCUUAAUACCGUGCUAUGGGCCGUCUGCUUUCCAGCAUGAGCCUGAGGAAAAAAUUGCUGCCUGCGAAUUGUAUUCGUGUCCUGACAGUAAACUGCUAGUCUUUCAAUUCCGCUCACCUUUCAUAUCGACGCAUAUGACAAGUUUUCACAAGGAGUUGGCCAACACAUUGAACAACGCUGAAAAAGUUAUAGUCCUAAGUGGCAGUUUGGGAUUUGAAAAACGCAUUAUUGAUUCUUGUCCGUACGAAUACAAAGCAAGUGAAUCAUUCAAAGGAAUCCAUGGCGAUCGAUUGCAAAACAUGAAAUGGAAAGAGUUUGGUGGUGAAAUGAUAUUUGGCGGCGGAAAUGCCCUGGAUCUAUAUAAAAUUAUGGAUGAGCAGAAUGUACCUGUUAUGAUUCUCUUCCGUUAUUUGUUAGAAGGGGACAAUUCAACAGAUGCCGCACUUAUUUUAAGUGAGCUCAGCGAACUAUGCAAAGACUUUUUAGCAUUAAACACAGAUGUUGGUGGAUUACAAUUAAAAGUUCCUAUAUCGUGGAAACUUUUGUUCGGAAAUGAUAUUCCAGAAUUAAUUUUUUGAUGAAAA
Musca domestica (house fly) is the source of this 833-nucleotide messenger RNA. RefSeq names its product proteasome assembly chaperone 2. Gene Ontology annotation, cellular component: cytosol; nucleus. The transcript has a single exon. Bases 90 to 827 code for a protein of 245 amino acids. Gene Ontology annotation, biological process: proteasome assembly. NCBI's taxonomy places the organism in Eukaryota, Metazoa, Arthropoda, Insecta, Diptera, Muscidae. The record is from RefSeq and is a predicted model, not a curated record.